Molecule: messenger RNA, 1791 nt
Organism: Lotus japonicus
Lineage: Eukaryota; Viridiplantae; Streptophyta; Magnoliopsida; Fabales; Fabaceae
Product: beta-amyrin 24-hydroxylase-like
Exons: 3
Coding region: 84-1613 (509 amino acids)
Molecular function (GO): iron ion binding; monooxygenase activity; heme binding
Source: RefSeq, a predicted model, not a curated record
AGAUUUCAUAAAGUUGUACAUGUUUUUUAGCAUCGGUUGAGUUGCUUUGCCUUAGGCCCAGUUUCAUCCCUUCCAACUCAACCAUGCUCGACACACAAAGCUACCUUCUAUUGUUCUUCCUAUGGUUCAUAUCCACCAUUUUAAUCAGGUCCAUCUUCAAGAAAUCCCAAUGUUAUAAACUACCCCCUGGCCCACCAAUUUCCUUGCCUCUCAUAGGGCAUGCUCCUUAUCUCCGAUCACUCCUUCACCAAGCACUCUACAACCUCUCCCACAAGUAUGGGCCUUUGAUGCAUAUCUUACUCGGUUCCAAGCAUGUCAUAGUUGUAUCCUCGGCAGAAAUGGCGAAGCAGAUCCUCAAGACUUCUGAAGAGUCCUUCUGCAACCGCCCUAUUAUGAUCGCAAGUGAGAAUCUCACAUAUGGUGCUUCUGACUACUUCUUCAUCCCUUACGGAACUUACUGGCGCUUCCUCAAGAAGCUCUGCAUGACAGAGCUUCUCAGCGGGAAGACUCUCGAGCACUUUGUCAGCGUUCGUGAGAACGAGAUUCAAGCUUUCCUUAAAACGAUUUUGGAGAUAUCAAAAACAGGUGAAGCCGUGGUGAUGAGGCAAGAACUCAUAAGGCACACCAACAACGUCAUUUCAAUGAUGACUAUGGGGAAGAAGAGUGAAGGAUCAAAAGAUGAAAUUGGCGAGUUGAGAAAGGUGAUUAGGGAAAUUGGAGAGUUACUUGGAUCUUUUAACUUGGGUGACAUCAUUGGGUUCAUGAGGCCUCUGGAUCUUCAAGGAUAUGGGAAGAAGAACAAGGACAUGCAUAGAAAAUUGGAUGGGAUGAUGGAGAAGGUGCUGAAAGAGCAUGAAGAGGCAAGGGCCACGGAGGGUGCUGAUAGUGAUAGGAAGAAGGAUCUUUUUGACAUUCUGUUAAACUUGAUUGAAGCAGAUGGUGCUGAUAAUAAACUCACUCGUGAUAGUGCCAAAGCCUUCGCUCUGGACAUGUUUCUUGCUGGGACAAACGGCCCUGCAAGCGUGUUAGAGUGGUCACUAGCAGAGCUCAUAAGAAACCCACACGUUCUCAAAAAGGCCAGAGAAGAAAUAGACACUGUUGUUGGCAAAGAAAGACUAGUUAAAGAAUCAGACAUCCCAAACUUACCAUAUCUCCAAGCAGUAGUGAAAGAAACUCUCAGAAUGCACCCACCAACUCCAAUCUUCGCAAGAGAAGCCAUGAGAAGUUGCCAAGUGGAUGGCUACGAUAUCCCCGCGAACUCGAAGAUUUUCAUAAGCGCUUAUGCAAUUGGCAGGGACUCACAGUACUGGGAGAACCCGCAUGUGUAUGACCCUGAGAGAUUCUUGUUCACUGAUGAGCGUAAGGUUGAUGUGAGGGGGCAAUAUUACCAACUCUUACCUUUUGGCAGUGGUAGAAGAAGCUGCCCUGGUGCUUCUCUCGCAUUGAUUGUUAUCCAAGCUUCACUGGCGAGUUUGGUUCAGUGCUUUGAUUGGGUUGUGAAUGAUGGGAAGAGUAAUGAGAUUGAUAUUGCAGAGGAAGGUAGAGUCACUGUGUUUCUGGCUAAGCCACUCAAGUGUAAGCCUGUUCCUCGUUUUGUUCCAUUCUCUGUCUGAGUGAAGAAUAUGAAUGGAAUGAAAUGUUGCUUCUUUGGUGGUGAAGAAUCCAAUUUGUUUCUGAAGUUUGGACUGUUUUUUUCAUCCGUUUGUGGUUUGUGAUUUUAGAUGUGUAUCUUCUGUUCACUCAUUGCCUGAGAAAUAUUCAAAAAAAUAAAAAAAAGUUACUUCGUAUUCC